Miniopterus natalensis is the source of this 6197-nucleotide messenger RNA. The record is from RefSeq and is a predicted model, not a curated record. Lineage: Eukaryota; Metazoa; Chordata; Mammalia; Chiroptera; Miniopteridae.
UCCAGGCAUUAUAAUCAGUUUCUAAGACAUUGAAUUAUAGAGAUUUAUUCCUGAAUCUAGAAGCUGACUAUCAUCUAACUUUAUUUUAUGAAUAAGGAAACUUGGACUUGUAGAGAGAAAGUUACCACCAAGGUCACACAACCAGUGAUAAUGACCUAAAUGGUGUUUACGGUGCUGGAUUUAACACAGUCUGUGUUAAACAUACCCAGGUACAUAUACAUAUACACAUACAUGCACACCCUUAUAUGUCAAAGGUUCAGAGAAUUUUAGAAUAUUGCUAGAGGAAGGGUAGGUGAUGAAGGUCAGACCAAGCUCUCAUGUUCCUUUCCAAGGCUGCUGUUUCUGCCACUCUGCCCCACCUAUGUCUUCUUGCCGAAUCUCCAGUCUGACAUAAGCUCCUACUUCUUAUCUGUUAAGUCACUUUCUUCCUAGAGUACUUUUCAUCUGUUAAUUUAUCACCACUAUAAUUUAUAAGCCCUCCCACGCCUGAAGAAUGAGGAGGUCAAGUGUAUCCAUCCUAGUUAUCCAAGCUGUAGCGUGGGACUGUCGUUCUAUUUUAUGUCACUAGGAAGAAAGCAGAAAGUGACUUUUUUGUUUGUUUACUAUCAGUGGCAUUAAUCUCCAAAGAAUUUUGCCUUGCAAACUUGGGAGGGAGGGAAAGACUGAGACUGUGUAUGCCUGAGUGUGAGAGUGUGUGUGUGUAUGUGCGAGAGAAUGUGUAUGUGUGUGAUUUAGUUGUUCAUGCUAUGUGACUAUUCUUUUCUCAUUUCAGUGCACGAAGGCAGCCCUCUGGGUGAACUCCAUCGUUGUAUCCGGGAGGGGGUGAAGGUGAACGUUCACAUCCGCACUUUUAAGGGACUUCGGGGUGUCUGUACAGGCUUCCUCGUUGCAUUUGACAAGUUCUGGAAUAUGGCACUUACUGACGUGGAUGAGACCUACCGAAAGCCUGUUCUAGGCAAAGCAUAUGAGCGGGAUUCUUCAUUGACUCUCACGAGGCUAUUUGAUCGACUAAAACUUCAAGAUUCCUCCAAGAAGGAGGCAGAUUCUAAGUCUGCAGUUGAAGACUCCACUCUGUCCAGAUACUCCCAGACAUCCACUUGGAAGGUAGCUUCAGUGUGGGGAAGAGGAGAUACUGACCGGGGUUCACGCAAACAUUCCCGCUCCGUCCCUUCUUCCCUGCAGGCAUCUACAAGGGAGGAGUCCAGGUCAGAGCUGUCAGGGAGGACUAUGCGGACAGAAGGGUCUAGUGUGGGAGGUACCUUUUCCAGAGCUACUACCCUUUCUAGGGGCCAGUCCCGUAAGAAAAAGAGAAAGCCCAAGGUAGAUUACCAGCAGGUAUUCACUAGACACAUAAACCAGAUUUUCAUCCGAGGUGAGAAUGUCCUACUGGUUCAUCUUGCACAGUGAACAGCUCAGCCUCACUUGAGCUUUGGUUUUUAGAAAUAAAGUGCAUGAAUUGCUGCUGUGCUAUAUCCUAGUAUCCCAGUGAAACCCUGAGUUGGAAUGAUUCCUUCUGGUACUGCAUGUGUUGAGAAGAGAGCCAGGCUUGGUUUCUCUGGGAGAUGAGCUCCCUCAAGGGGAGAAAAGCCUUGGGAGGGUGGGUGCUUGCAUUAAUAUCAAGGCAAUAAUAUCAAGCUGCACACACAUCUGAUUUGGUAUGCUGUACCUCAGACACUCAGACCAAAUAUAAGAUCUUCCAUUUGAAUCAGGGGUUGUAGUAUGAAUUAAAUUCACUCUAUGGACUCUAUAGUGUGGAGGAGAGAGACUCAUCUCAAAAAGAAUGAUCUCAUUUUAAAAGCUAGUGCCUGGGUACUCAUGAAUUUGAUUCUAAGAGUAGCAGUAUAAAUUUCCCUGGAGCCCUGUACCCACAUCUUGAAACGACUGUUGAAUUUUGCUCUACACCAUUCUCUCUUAAUCAAGAAAUGUAAUCUAUUAUCUUUGGAUAUAUAUAAGAUCUAAGAAAGUUACCAGCUUAUGUAAGGGUAAAAUUUGAAUAGUUGGUAUAUUCAAAGCAGCCGGCAGUGAAUGCCCUGUUUGUAUCCCUCUCCUUAUUAUGGGAAGGAAUAUGGGACCUCAGUGGUCUUCCCUUACCAGAAGUAACUUCUGUGAAUGGCAUACCAGAUGGGACUGUAAGAUGCUCCUGUGGUGGCUUAUUGUCCUUUUCUCUAACUUCUGUGGCAUGGUGCUAGUGCAUGUACCCUGUGUAAUUGCCCCUCUGUGACCUGUCCUGUGAGCUUUAUGGCAAGGGACUGUGACCUUCAUGUCUGGCUUCAAAGAGUGCUGCAUGAACUUAGUAAUAUACAUGCAUCAUACAGCUGAAAAUCCCCUUUCCAGGCAGGGCUGGCCCUGUGUAGAAUAUCUUUCAGAAUGGUUUUCAUGAGAUGGCAGCGGUAGUUUUAACUCCCUUGUAUCAGGCCAAAGAGGUUCUCACAAACUAUAGUGGGUAGUGUCUGUAAAGGACAGUUCAUUCACAGCCUGGCUUCAAUACCAUAGCACUCUCCAGUACUGCCUGAAUCAUGUUUUAUGCUUUUUCAGUCACCAGUGCAGAAUAGGCUGUAUCUUGACACAGACUGUUAGGCAACAUUGAUUUUUGUUUUGUUUAUAUUUGGUUUUAUUUUAGAUUACUCAUGUUCACAGUACAAAUAAGAAACAGCUAACUAGUUAAAAUGCUUGAAAAGAAGAUUUUCCCCUGCUGCAUUUGUUGUAUAACUUAGGUAAGCCUUCUGAGAAGCAGGGCAAAUAAAGGUUAUGGAGCUGGGGUGCCUGGUCCUUCUGCUGGCUGGGUCAUUGGCUCAUCAUAUAAUGAAAGGAGAGCAGACUUAACCCCUCUGUGCCUCAGAUUUUCCCCAUCAGACACCUACCUCACAGGAGCACUAAGACAAAAGAAAUUUAGGAAGGCAUUCUAAAGUCUCUGAACUUAUUUAAGUGCCAUGAGUAAUUUUUGCUAACUGCAUUUCAUAGUUUGGUUAGAAUUCUUAUGAGCAAGGCAGGUAAUCUCUGUAGGUGUCAUAAUUAUGAUCUUGCUGUGAUCAGAAGGCCGUAAUGUCUUCAGGAACUAUUUUCCAUAUUCCUUUCCUUUCUCCUUUGGGAUAGUGGAAGUUUCAGAAGAAUAUCUUCAGUAAAAGGAGAGUAACAUUUCUUUGCUGCUCCUCCUACAUCCUAGUCCCCACCCUUCUCUGAUCCUUAUCAGAAAGAAUGCCCCUAAACUUCUUAGUGAUUUAUAUGAUAAUACCAAAGGGAGAAUGAGCAUCUAAAAAUGACACAUCCCUAAAAGGGAAUUUGUAGAGAUUGUUUUGUUUUGUUUGUUUAUUUUUAUUUUAAAAUGCAUUUUAAAUACGUUUUUUAGAGUCAGAGCAGAUGCACUAAACAUUUAGAGAGGUUCCAGGUCACAAACUUGAACAGUCAUCUUUGGAAUCUUCCAGUCAAAUCUCUUCUAAAUAGUGUGUAUAAAAUCUCAGUUUCCCAAUUAAUAGUUGUCUUGUUUAAUUAUCAGGCAUCCCUGCCUCUACCUCUUUACCAAUCUCCCCUGUUUGGCUGUCCCAUCUUUCUGCCCUCUCAUUCCUCAGCUAAAAGCUGUAAUGGAUACUAGAUUUUUCCAGUAAAGUAGAAAAUUGGCAUCAAAAGGAAUAUAAUCAAUUUCUAUUUCAGCCUAGUGCCUGAUUAAAUCUAACCAAUGCUGGUUUUCAUGUUUGUAUAUAAUUUUUAUAUAUCCAUAUAAAGAUUGAUUUACUGUUUUUCUGCCCAGCUUAACAAUUCUGGCUCUGAAGAUUAUUUUAAAAUUGUGUGAUCCGUCUUAUGUGCCCAUUUAUUUGUUUGGUUUGGACAGUGAUCCUGGAAUGAAUGAACUAUCUAGUAUUGUGGUAUUUUCUACAAAGCAUAAUACUUUUUUAGAGAAGUCAGUUUUUAAAAGUCAUUGCCUUUUUUUUUAUUAUUGGAGAAAUUUUUCAUAAGUAAGAAAAAAAUAGGUCCUAACAAUGUAUAUACUGCUCAAAAAAUGUCAUCACCUAGGACAUUAUAGUAAGUUGCUAUGGAAACAACUGAAGCCUUCCUCAGGAGGAGAGAAAAGGGGGCAGUAACAGCUAGAAUGGUAGAGUCCUGGAGGCCUCCCACCAGCUCACCUGAAGGGGCUCUAAGCAGCUGCAGUGUAGCAAAAGUGGUUUCUAGUAUUCUCCAGAUAUUUGGAUUUGGGAAACUUGGUAAGAAUAGUACUUAUUUAUGAACAUCCAACUUUGGUUCUUCAAGGUAAUUUCUAAACAUGGGAAUGUGUUUUCUGGACAUUUCACAGGGCAUACCUGUGUAGUUGUUGAGGUCCUUUCAGCAGUUUCCAGCUUUGUUAGGUAAGAACAAGGGAUUGAGAAAUAGAAGAUAUGGUUUCACACCCAGAAUGAUUUCAUGUGCCAUUCUUUGUACAUAGAGGUGAUUCUGCUGCUCUGCCACGAGGAGAACUUGCACUUUAGGUUGUUUGUUCUAGUAUCUGGGAAGCGUUUAUGCUUCCUUUCAGAGACCAUCUUAUGACAGAGGUGGGCCAUUGUUGGUCAGAUGGUUAGCCAGAGUUAGCAGUGCCUAAUCAGUACCCUGCUCUCUGCAUAGUGCAUGUCAAAUCCAAAAUCCUAGAAUCCAUUAGUAUUAAAGUCUAGGUGCAUAGGAAUCCCUGCUAUGAGUUGUUAGUGGAUCAAGAGGGGGUUAUCUGUUUUCAUGGUGAAAUAGUCCAGAAGCACCUUUAGAGAUUGUCAGGUCACGAGCUAUGAGCUGCUCUUAAUCCUCAGAAGCCUUAUAGAAAGUAGGUGUACUGCUUCUAUCCCUUGAGAAGAAAUAGAAACCUAGCUUGAUGAAGAAUAGAUAUUUUUAUUCCUGUUUGCACUGUAGCAGCUGGAAUGGGUAAAAUCAUGAAAUAGAAUCGGUUCUGAAAAUUACAUCUUUAAAUUUUGUCUAAAUUUUAUUUUUAGGAAAAAAUUUAAAUUAAUCAAAGACAGCUAGCUGUCACUGGUGCUGCCCUAAAGUUUUUCAACCCUUUGUAUAUUUUUUUUGAAUGAAAUGAUUUCUUUGGGCAGGUCAAGGUUUAUGUAAGUGUAUCAUGGUAUAAAUAUAGUGGUUUGCAACUGUUUUAAUUUUUCUUUUCCUGUGCCAGAUACAGAAUGCAGUUGACCUCUUUUCACUAACUUCUCUUCAUGAGCCUGUGUUUUUCUGGGCAGUAAUUCCCAGAAGGCUUUUCUUAGUGAUUGUAAAGCAAGAAUAUUUUAUCUGGGCCUGUGUUGCAAAGGUGGGUGGUCUGUCAUUGUUUUCUGGCAAAUUGAGUGAUGGAUUUAAGAUAAGCCUUUGGGGUUCCUGUCACAGUUUCCUGGGCUCUGAGGAAGGGUUGGGCCUUCUGUAUUCCCAGUGUUUUGAGUAUUUUUCAAAUGUUUGUAAGUUCUCUUGCACUCCUCUAAUAAAAAUGAAAGCUCUCUGUCAAGAAAUGGCUUUGGAUGGUUCAGAGAUCUAGGGGGAAAAAUAAGUACACCUGAGACCUUCAGUUGGUCUUUUAUUUUUUUAGAAUGAAAAGUAGUUUGAUAAGCAACCAGACUUAGUGCUCCUUUAAAAACAUUCUCUGAAAAGAAGGGAACUCUCCCUCAGGAAAGCUAUAAAAGCUAUUCCCAAUACAUAGCAAAUGCUUUUGAUUUUUAGUCCUUUGAGCAAACAUCUGGUGUUAUGUCUGAUGUUAUGUUUUUAGAGCUGUGGGGGGAAAAUGUCUAAAAAAUUUUAAGGGAUAUUAUUUAAACAAUGAUUAUCUGACUGAAUUAUGUGUGAGCUAGGUUCUAGGGCAGCUGUCCAGCUCUUUUUCUGUUGUCCUGAAGGUAAAGCAGAUAGUAAGUGAUGUCUUGAAAAGUGAUUUACUUAUUUCAUACUGGUAUCUAAAGACAUUAGCCUUCUGGGCUACCCUGGGGAUACCCCUCUGCACCGUGACUUAUUAAUGUUUUUUUAGACAAGGCUAAACCUGGAUGACUCUAUGAAUUUGUAGUUUUUCUAUUCAUAUACCAGAUGCUAAAAGAAAAACCAUGACUUGUAACCUUGUCUCAAAAUUACUCCUAAUUGUUAAAUUCACCUAACCUCUUUCUGUUUAGGGAGAAUUGCUGCUAGUAACGUCAGUUUGCAAUGUUCUGCUUUAGAUAUGUGUCAUAUGGGAGUCUGGAAACUGUAAUAAAUAUGAUUGUAUUAAUGUA